Molecule: messenger RNA, 4983 nt
Organism: Dermacentor andersoni
Lineage: Eukaryota; Metazoa; Arthropoda; Arachnida; Ixodida; Ixodidae
Gene: Ass
Product: argininosuccinate synthase
Biological process (GO): L-arginine biosynthetic process; urea cycle
Cellular component (GO): cytoplasm
Molecular function (GO): argininosuccinate synthase activity; ATP binding
Source: RefSeq, a predicted model, not a curated record
UGCGCGAUAUUUGACUUUUUUUUUUCGCCGCGAGCUUAGCGACGCUGUCAGAGCACUGCCGCUGCCAGCUGGCGUUUCCGUUUUCAGGCUACGUGCUCAUUUCGAAUUCGAAGCCUGAAGCUAAGCCUGCCACGCAAUGUCGAAGCCGACGGUCGUGCUCGCCUACAGCGGCGGCCUGGACACCUCGUGCAUCCUGGCCUGGCUCAUCGAACAAGGAUACGACGUGGUCGCAUUCAUGGCCAACCUUGGGCAAGACGAAGACUUCGCUGCGGCUGAAAAGAAGGCGAAACGCAUCGGAGCCAAGAAGGUAAUUGUGGAGGACCUGCGGCGCGAGUUCGUGGAGCAGUUUGUGUUUCCAGCCCUGAGCGCGGGCGCUGUCUACGAGGAGCGCUACCUGCUAGGCACGGCGCUAGCCAGGCCUUGCAUCGGCCGGGCGCUGGCCGAGGUGGCCGCACGAGAAGGCGCCGCCUUCGUGUCGCACGGCGCCACGGGCAAGGGCAACGACCAGAUACGCUUCGAGCUCGCCUGCAGCGCACUGCUACCCAGCGUGCAGACCAUUGCUCCAUGGAGGAUACCCGAGUUCUACAACAAGUUCCAAGGACGCCAAGACCUCUUUCAAUAUGCCAAGGAGCGUGGGAUUGAGGUUCCGGUGACGCCGGCGGCACCCUGGAGUAUGGACGCCAACCUCAUGCACGUAAGCUACGAAUCCGGAGUUCUGGAGAACCCUGAAUCGCCGGCACCCGAGGACAUCUACACGAUGACGUGUGAUCCCAGGAAGGCACCCGAGGAAUCCGUGACACUCGAAAUUGAAUUUACGUGUGGAAAACCUACUAAGGUCACCAAUAUCUCCAACGGCAUUAAGAAGACAGACUCACUCGAGUUGUUCCUGUACUUGAACGAAAUUGGGGGCCACCAUGGCGUUGGGCGUAUUGACAUUGUUGAGAACCGGGUAAUCGGAAUGAAAUCUCGCGGCGUGUACGAGACGCCUGCCGGAACAGUCCUGCGAGCGGCUCAUCUGGACCUCGAGAUAUUCACUAUGGACAAGGAAGUACGAAGAAUAAAGCAGGGUCUGUCGCUGGAAUUCUCCCGUCAGGUGUACGGCGGAUUGUGGUACAGCCCCGAAGCAGAAUUUACUAGGCGCUGCAUAGAGUCGUCGCAGAGCUGCGUGACCGGCGCGGUGCGCCUGGACCUCUACAAGGGCCAGAUAUACAUCAAGGGCCGCCGGGCGCCCAACUCACUCUACAACCAGGAGCUGGUUAGCAUGGACGUCCAGGGAGAUUAUACGCCUUCCGACGCUGGUGGAUUCAUCAAAAUCCAAGCGCUGAGACUACGAGAAUGGCAUCGUGUCAAGAAUGCACUAAAGUAGAGAUCGACAGGCACCGAUAAUAUUCUCGUCCACGAAUGACGACUUUGAGUUGUAAUCACGCUAUAACGGCGGACUGUAUUCCAAGAUGGGUUGGAUAUUUGUUAGCUGUUAAAAAUAAAAAAUAGAAAAAAAAAUACAACGAACGUAUUUUAGGAUGGCUGUUUAAGAUGGAUAUAACUAGAGCUAUAACUGCGGCCACUUCACCACCUCCCUCGAACCCUAUCCCUUUCCCUUCCUUCCCUAAUACUAACUACCAAGAGAAGAUGUUGUUGAGGGGAAGUUCGAAGUAUGGCGGGACAGGAAAUAUCUACCUACCGACCUCCCGCAAAGUGCUUUGAAUGAGGCAAGGAAUGCUUCGGCAAAAAAGUUGGGGAAGAGUGAAACAGGCUUGGAGAUGAACAUGGGCGUACAAAGACGGAGAGAAAGUGUCAGUAAACAUUACAGGCGCGGGUGAAUGCCCGUGUUUGCUGACGCAAGCGCUGUCGUCACCAGCUGGGUAUAGAGGGGAGCAUGCGCACAACGGCGAAGGAGGGGAGGCAAUGAAAACAUUCCAGUAUUAUGUGAGCACCGUAUUCGUUGGCAGAAGUGCUAACGUCACAUGUUGGCUAUACAGGAGAAUGUGCAUGAAGAAAGGCAAAGCAAACGAAGCAAUGGAAACAUUCCGGGAUUCCUUGAGCGCUAGGAUUGGCUGGCGCGAGCAGUGACGCCACAAACAACGUAGUGAGAUACACACCCACAAAGGCAAACGGAGAGUGACAAUGAACAUUCCAAGAGCAGACGAGCGCCCGAAUAGGCUGGCGCAAACACUGAUGUCUGCAGCCGGGUGGAAAGGAUCAUGCGCACGAAGAACGUAGGAGAGGUAAUAGAAAGAUUCGAUGCGCUGAUGAGUGAACGGAUUGGUUGGCGCAAAGGCUGGUACCACCAGUAGCCCAAAGUGACUACUAGUGGAGAAAAUUUUUAAUGCGAAGCAUUCUAUGCCUCAUUCUAAUGUAGGCACUUUGCUGUUUGUAGGUUCCUGUUUUGCCUCGUUUCGGGUACAUUCAAUAGAAACAAAUACGCGGCCGCUUGUAUGAUCAAACCUAUGCUUCCAAGCUGUAAGAAUCGCACCGCUGGCACGAGUUGUUGGAACCUCAGUGCUGACACCCGUUGUUGCAAAUGGGCCGCAAGCCCCAAGGGUAGCGUUGGCCUGGCGGCCUGGGGCACAACUGGAAACAUCCGAAGGUCCUGGCAAAGCAUGAGUCGACUGCUAACAGAACAACUUGUUUAUUCUAACAUCGCAAAAGAGCGGGCGGUCAGGUCGACCGAAGUGGAGAGACGGGAGAGCACGUUACUCAACAGAAGAAAUCGGAGCCUCUCUCUUGGCGUCCGGGGGCAGCUGCUCUUAUACUCUCGGAGUUGAGGGCAAGAGGAAGGCCUCGUGACGAGACCACGUGACGGCGGGCACGGACAGACUGAGAGACACGUUGAGACGAGUGUAGUGACGCAUCCGCCAAGCUGGCGCCUGUCAGACCUCCUCGCUUCACACUUGGGGAGCUCCUCUCCCCGGCUGCCGCGCUUUGACAAGCGUGGGCACACACACACACACACACGCACACACGAAGACACGUGGCACUGAAACACGCCUGGACGCGCUUGGCGGGGAGGCUUUGCGGGAGCUCCGAACGGGCCAAAAUGUCCGCCGCUUUGAACGAAGCCCCGGCGUCCGUUGCAUCCGCGCCGGCUAUACCGCGCGUCGUAGGCGAAACGUAACAAAGCACAGAAACGCGAUGCCCUAACCAUUAGGCCACGAUCUUUCAUUAUUGCGAUUAGCAUUGUGAAACAAAGAAGUCUUCGCAGUAGAAGGGCGGAAAAAGGAAAGUUUAUUGCCCGAAGAACAGUAGCAACGCGUCCAUACUGGCCGUUGGAAUCAGCCAAGAAGUUCCUGACCACGAGUGCGCCGCUUGUGCUGAACGCACUUGUCUCCGUCGUCGUCCUCUGCCUCUAUAAUGUUUAACAAGCAUUCUUUGGAAACGUCGCCCAGUUUGCGGUAGGUAUCUAACCUCUUUCACAUACAAAGGAACCCAAGUUGUCUACGAGCUUGGGCCACUAGCCGUGUGCUGGCUGCUUUCUUGCUGAGCAGACAAUAUGAGCCCCUGGGUAUGUGCCCCCGAAUAGUCAACUUGCUGCCGGCUGCUGUCUGGCGUAUACUAGACAACUAAAGUCACUGGGUAUGUGCCCGAACAGACAAAUUCUGCAGGGUGCAUGUAAUCUUCGCAUGUGCCAAUUCUUUACCAAUCUCCAAGGAUGAAUGUGCCAAGGUGAUAAAGGUGGUACAUGGCCUAAAUAUUGUACGUUAAAGCGUAAGUGUCCCAUCCGCAACAGACACGUAGCUCGGCGUCGAUCGCGGCCACUUGAUCGAUAGCCAUUGCAACGAAGUCACAACCAGAAUACUAUGGAUAGUGGACAUUGCUACAAAGUUUCAUGUGAGGUGCAGUGAUUACAAGAUAUGCUUGGUCGUGCUAUCAUUUGGCAUUGAGGUUGGAAGCGAGAUUGCCACUUCGUCUGUGUGCUGAUGUGCAGUGGCUUAGCUAGGUCGUCUGGCACCUGGGGCCCGUAGGUCUUCUGUCACCCCACCCCCCCUCCGGGUGUAGCCCGCGGAAAGAGGGCUGUCUUCAGACGUAUAUGACCCCCCCCCCCCCCCUGGCCACUUGCACCCGGGGCACACGGCCCCCCGGCCCCCCUCGUUGCUACGCCACUGCUGAUGUGCCCAUAAGGUUUCGUGCCUCACCGAUGACCUGGGAAUACAAUAAUCAUGACAUCACAUUAAACAUAUCACCAAUUACACACCAAUCAUAAGAAAAGAUUGCUCGUCACAUUAACGUCGCCAAUUAUUUCCUCAGAAUGAAUUAGCCGUCAAUAAAAAAACUAUUAUUUGUCAGCGACAUUAGGCCACGGUCGCACGCACACUUCUCUCACACGAAAGGCAACUAGCUCUAUGAGACGUUUCUCACAUGAGAGACAUGCCAAUUUCUUGAACUCUUGCCUUGUCCAGCACGAAAAGCUUCGCUUGCAUCGAUUCCCACAGUGCGUGGGAUCUGAAUAAUUUUUUUCACUGUUGGGUCGACAGAAGCUCUAACAGUGCCUUGGGUUCCACGGAUGCGCACUCGCAGUUUGCUAUAUUCUUGGGUACAAGAUUCUAAAGCUUUCUGUUAUAACAAAAUGUUUUGCCGAAUGCUUUGUUUCAAUGUGAAUCAUUCGUUGCCUCAUUCACGGCACCUUUGCGGGAGGUCGGUAGGUGGGUAGGUAUUUCCUAUUUCGCCACACUUCUAACUUCAAUUAAUAAAAAGAAAUUCUUGACUGACAGUGGAAUGGAACGUCUACCUUUGAGCACAGUAGCAAAAUGCUGUAACUACGAACACGUUUUCGGCCUGGUAACGCUUUGCGUAAUCCAAAACGAUGCUGUGUAGCCAGCUACCAGUAAAUUGCUUCGCAUAACAUCGUUUCGCAGAGUUUGUGAGGUCUGUUUCAUUUUUUUUUCAGCUGCAGCGCUCAAGCACUGGCGUGUUCUGCGCAGGAAUAACCUGAAAGAUGUGUGCAGUGUUUCAGUCAUUUCAUUAAAACGCUCUUCUGAAAUUAAA